AUGUCCUCAAAACCCUACACGGUCCUCGUAACAGGCUCCUCAGGCCACCUCGGCGCCGCCCUCCUCCACGCCCUCCCCUCCCACGGCCACCACCCCCUCGGCAUCGACAUCCUCCCCUCCCCAACAACGCACCACGUAGCCUCCGUCACAGACCGCACCGCAAUCUCCUCCCUCCUCGCCGCGAACCCGUCAAUCUCCCACAUCAUCCACGCCGCGACCCUCCACAAACCCCACGUCGACUCCCACCCUCCCCAAGCCUUCGUCGACACAAACAUCUCCGGCACCCUCGCCCUCCUCGAAGCCGCCGCCGCCCGCUCCCCGCCCCUCAAGUCCUUCAUCUUCAUCUCCACGACCUCCGCCUUCGGCGCCGCCCUCGCCCCGGCCCCCGGAUCCCCCGCCGCCUGGAUCGACGAGCACGUCGCCCCGCUCCCGAAAAACAUCUACGGCGUCACCAAGUGCGCCGCCGAGGACCUCUGCCGGCUCGUCCACGCGAGGACCGCACUCCCCGUUCUCGUCCUCCGCACGUCCCGCUUCUUCCCGGAGCAAGACGACGACGAGCGCCGGAGGGCGGCCAUGGCCGACGCGAACCUCAAGGUCUGCGAGCUCGCGCACCGCCGCGUGGACGUCGCCGACGUCGUCUCCGCCGUGCGCUGCGCCGUGGACCGCGCGCCGGAGAUCGGGUUCGGGAAGUACGUCAUCUCCGCGCCCCCGCCGUUCACACACGAUACGGAGACCCUGGCACGGCUGGACGCGGACGCGGGGGAGGUGUACCGCGAGCGGGUGCCCGGGGCCGCGGCGGUGUUUGAGGAGCUCGGGUGGAGGUUUCCGGGGCGCGUGGACCGGGUGUACGAUUCCUCCAAGGCGGUAAGGGAGCUCGGGUGGAGGCCGGAGUGGACGUUCGAGAGGGUCGUCGAGAGGUUGGCGCGCGGCGAGGACUGGAGGAGCGAGUUGACGCACGUUGUUGGGAAGAAGGGGUAUCACGCCGUCCCGACGGGGGUGUACACGACAUGA
Colletotrichum karsti is the source of this 1011-nucleotide messenger RNA. Its product is annotated as NAD dependent epimerase/dehydratase. NCBI's taxonomy places the organism in Eukaryota, Fungi, Ascomycota, Sordariomycetes, Glomerellales, Glomerellaceae. Bases 1 to 1011 code for a protein of 336 amino acids. The record is from RefSeq and is a predicted model, not a curated record. The transcript has a single exon. Gene Ontology annotation, molecular function: dTDP-glucose 4,6-dehydratase activity.